AUGGAGAACAACCACCUCCCCCACCCAGACAUGUUCCACAACCCCGGGUUUACCAUCCUGGACGCCCAAAUACGUGAGCUUGAACGCUCUGUCUCUCCUUGUGAGAUUCCUGCUCUUCUUGAGCAAACCAACACUCCCGUCAACCCUUCAAUUAGUGACCAGCUCGACCUACGCCAGGCUUCCAGUAAUAACCCCACUGUGGUGAUCGAGUUGGACAUGGAUUGCAAUCUCCGAUAUGUUAGCAAGAACUGGGAGUCGCUCGUAGGUACAUCCAUCAAGAAAAUUUUGAAUAAGCCAAUCUCCAACAUUCUCAUAGGCUCAACGGAUGCCGACUUACAUGUUUUCAAUGACGCUGUGGCACAAAUGGUCCAAGACGAUGCAUCAUAUAAAAUCAAAUUCGUCACUGCCACCAAUGAUGUUAUUUGUGAUGAUUUGAGCGACUCCUCUGGCCGUCAUUCUCCCAAUCCUUCAUUGGCUGACACCGAGCUCGAUGUUGGAAUGCCUGUCCCGCUGCGCUACGAUACCUUGGAGUAUUCAGCUCUGGAGCCUCUUAAUGAAACGCUGUCCUCAAUCAGCUCUCAAGUCUCCAACAAUGGAGACGUCAUUGAGCUUGAAGCACAGGGAAUCAUGAUUCAUGAUCCCCAAACGAGACUACCUACUCAUUCAAUCUGGACAAUUCGUCCAUUUGUGAGAAUUGAUUUAGAAUUGACCAUUCCGCUCCCACUAGUUGAUCUACUAGGGUUUGGCUCUGAAAUAUUUGAAGGUUAUCUAUUAAAUUUGAGAGAGGCGGGCAUCAUUGAUGAAGGUUCGGUUCCUGAACCGAAGACUAUCUUGUGUAGAAUUUGCGAGACAAGUUUUCCCGCUUGGUUCAUAGAAAAGCACAGUGAAAUGUGUUUGCUUGAGCAUAAAGUGGAGGAAGAACUUCAACUAUGUCACGACAUGAUUGCUGACCAGCGCGAUCUUAUCGUCCGUAUAUCAGAGAAUCUUUGGAGUCAGCAAUUUGAAAGCACCAGUGGAUCUUCGUCACCAUUAUCCAGUACAAGCUCGCUUUCUUCUUCAUCAACGGCUUCAUAUCCAAGUCUUAAUGAAUACAAAGGAAUUGCAUUGCCGACGAUGAGCACGGAAGCAACGAAUGCUCCUAGAGGGAAUUCGAGUAUGGGAAAAAGUAUGUCUUCAUUACUGUCGAUACGUAACUCGAAGAAAUUUCCCUUUGGUAUACUCCAUCGUUUGUUGGAAUUUUUGGACGAGGCCCUAUUGAUAAACCCCGCAGAUAAGCAGGAUGAAAAUGAAGAAUUGCAGUUCUCACCUAAUUCUGAGCGAGCUAUCCAUUUGGUCAUGAAUUGGCGGCCACUCGAAACUUCUGAUCCAGCAAUCCGGGCAAUGGUCCAGGACAGCCAGAAAUUAGUUACAGAUAAGGUUGAUAUACUCACUCGACUACUCUCCAUUCUCAAAUAUUCUGACAAAAUUAAGAAAGAGGUGGAUGAUUAUGUUUUGCAAUCUGUUAAGGAAACAGUCGCCAGGCUCAGAGAGAAGACAAUUGAGAUGGAUAACAAUGCAGACCGCAAACUCAGAGGUGGGUUUUCCAAUUUGAGAUCAAGGUCUAAUUCUUCGGUGGAUAGGAGCUCGAACCAAAGUGCAAGAAGUUCCGAUCCACUUCUUCCACAGUCGAUGAUCUCGCCUCCUUCUAUGAUACCCAUAAGCCUGCCGCUUGCCCAGCAAGGCAAAUUGAUCUCUCCGCAACCCUCUCGAAUCCGAAGUCCAACUUCCAAAGUUCUUGAUGAUAGCCUUUAUAAAGAUUUGGAUAGGCGAUCUCCAAUCCAAUCGGUCACACCACGGGAUCUAUUGCGUACUGCAGAAUUUAAUCGACUGGGGUCGUCUUUAUCUCCGAACUCGUCUUAUCCUCGUUUAAAAGAUGUUGCAGACUCAAUGAAUGACUUGGAUCUCUCAAAGAAGUCGGAUUCUCGAGGAUCUUCAUUUUCCUCUCCAAGAAGGCAUCUUUCGCCUGCUCCUUACGUGGAAAAGCAAAGUUUUUCAACGUUACAAAGAAAUGUCAAGAAUCAGAAUCGUCUCGAACUGCCACCAUUAGGUUCUCCUGCCAAUGCUCCUGUCUAUGAAUCGAAUGACCUGUUGAGUCCCACGGUAUUGACUCCUACUUCCGUGAAGAGAGAGGGUUCUGCUACCAAUCUUUCAUUACCACCCAUGACGGCUCAGAAUGCAAAUGCAAUGAUGGCAUCAUGCCAGAGCCCUGUAAUUACACCAACUGUGCCAAACAGGAGCUCAUUCACUGCAAUGAAGCCUCCGUUGUCUCCAUUACUUGUGUCUCAAACACCAAAGGAGAAAUCUACCACCGGUGGUAUCAAAGAUUAUGAAAUAAUAAAGGCAAUCAGUAAGGGUGCAUUUGGCUCCGUGUUCUUAGCAAAAAGGAGAAUAACAGGAGAUUAUGUUGCAAUCAAGUGCUUACGAAAGAGAGAUAUGAUUGCCAAGAACCAGGUUCUUAAUGUCAGAUCCGAGAGAGCUGUAAUGAUGAGACAAACGGACUCUCCUUAUGUUGCCCAACUCUACAGCAGUUUUCAAUCCAAAGAUUAUCUUUACUUAGUGAUGGAGUACUUGAAUGGUGGCGAUUGUGCCACCCUUGUGAAAAUGCUAGGAACUUUGGGUGACAAAUGGGCAAAAAGAUACAUCGCAGAAGUUAUAGUGGGUGUCGAGGAUCUCCAUUCCCGUGGAAUUAUCCACAGGGAUUUGAAACCAGACAACUUGUUGAUUGAUAGUGCUGGGCACUUGAAAUUGACGGAUUUCGGUCUUUCAAAGGUUGGAGUUGUUGGACGACAGACAAGUCGACACCGGAAGAGCAGUACCUCAGAAAAUGCUAUUGAACUAUUCAGAAAAAGCGUUCAUAACGCACAGAGUCCUUUGGUCUUGGGAUCGAGUGGACCUUUGGAUUCACCGGAGCUUAUUUCUUAUCAUCACAAGCGAAUGCUGUCGGUGACUCCAUUUUCGCUAUCACCUGCUGCGGACCAGUUCCGUCAGACUUCGCAUGGUUAUCUGGGUUCUAUAUCGUCCUAUGAUUCAUCUCCUCUGUCUAGUAUUCCCAUUAAGAAGCGGUCAGGGUCGCUAUUACGGACUACCAAGAAUACUAGAUCUGAGUCCAACAGCAGCGAGUCCCCUAGUUUUCAUCCCUCUUUACCUAGAACUUCCUCGGAAUCAUCAUUCGCAAUCGUUGAUGAUGAUUGUUCCAUGAACUCGCCAAUGACAGAAGCAGAUAACUUUGUUUUAUAUGAUCCAAAUGAGGAUACUGAAACCAAUAAGUUUGUUGGCACACCCGAUUAUUUGGCUCCUGAGACCAUCUCAGGAGCUGUCCAAGGAGAAUAUUCUGACUGGUGGUCAAUUGGUUGCAUUUUGUUCGAAUUCUUGUUCGGAUAUCCUCCUUUCCACGCAGACACCCCGGAAAAGGUAUUCAAGAACAUUCUCAAGGGCGAGAUUGACUGGCCUCCACUCAGUGAGAAAGAAGAGCUCGAGAUAUGUCCUCCUGAAGCCAAGGAUUUGAUUGAAGGUCUUCUAACAGUAAAUUUUGAAGAUAGGUUAGGUUAUGGAGGGGCUAAGGAAAUCAUGAGCCAUCCAUAUUUUAAGGACAUCAACUGGAAUACCCUUUAUUAUGAGGCUCCUGAUUCGUUCAUUCCAAUGGUGGACGAUCCAGAGUCCACAGAUUAUUUUGAUUCAAGAGGUGCUGAUAUCUCACAAUUCCCGAAAGACGACUCUGACGAGGAAAUCAUUGUACCUCAAUCUGCCAAAGAGGAAUCCACGCAGAGCUACUUUGGAAACAAUGUCCCUACUCAGAAUUUGUCAUUGCCAUCAACUCCAACAGUGAUGAAACGUGAACGCAGAGGAAGCAAGUUGGCUGAUGCAAGCGAGUUUGGGUCGUUCCAUUUCCGAAACUUGAAUGUGUUGGAAAAGGCCAAUAAGGAUGUAAUUAAUAGGUUGAAGUCUGAACAUUUGGAGCACCGGGGCAGUUUUUCUUCUUCAUCAUCGGAAAGCAUCCCCAUUGGUUACACGAAGUCUCGAGGUCUGUCUAUUUCAUCUACUGUUGUGAAUCCUGGUAGUCCAUUCAAGCGUCCUGUCUCUCCAGUGGCCAACGCUUCGACUCCCUCAAGCAAGGAAAAGACACUUUCGAAAAGGGGAUCAUUUGAUUUGGGAACUGAAGGAAGGCCGCGAUUAAUUGCUCCUUCCUUGAGUAGACAAGUUCUUCACAAGAGUUUCAGUGAGCAGAUUCAAUCACCUCCAAGCUCAGACAAUGAAGAGUAUUCGACUGCAUUGAUGAGACACAAGAGAAGAGGAAGUUUGCUUCAUACUAACAGCUCGGGAAGUACAUCUAUACCCAUGUCUGUACUGAGUUCUACUAAAAGUGAGUCUUUUGACUUGGAUGUGUUGUACUGUGAACCCAUCCCCAUAGUACGUCACACGGUUGCCAAGCUCUUGGAGAAAAACCGAUGCAUUGUUGUGGCAGUCAGUGACGGAGAUAGUUUGAUUAGGCGCGCCACGAGUCAGGUACGCUUUGAUUUGAUAUUUACUGCGUUAAGAUUACCCAAGAUAGAAGCAAUUGAUGCGGUGAAAUUGAUUCAAAACACUAGCGGUGUUAAUAGCAGCACACCAGUGAUUGCAAUCACUGGAUUUGCAAAAGAGGCCCUCGAACUGGGGGUGUUCCACGAUGUUCUCGAAAAGCCUGUUGAUAGCACGAUGAUUGCGAAUGUUAUUGCCAAGUAUGUGGCCAAUGACGUGGCGGUGGAGUCUGACCCCGACGAGUAA
Sungouiella intermedia is the source of this 4800-nucleotide messenger RNA. NCBI's taxonomy places the organism in Eukaryota, Fungi, Ascomycota, Pichiomycetes, Serinales, Metschnikowiaceae. The record is from the annotation of a GenBank genome assembly.